Molecule: messenger RNA, 642 nt
Organism: Liolophura sinensis
Lineage: Eukaryota; Metazoa; Mollusca; Polyplacophora; Chitonida; Chitonidae
Product: atrial natriuretic peptide receptor 3-like
Exons: 1
Coding region: 1-642 (213 amino acids)
Biological process (GO): signal transduction
Molecular function (GO): peptide hormone binding; signaling receptor activity
Source: RefSeq, a predicted model, not a curated record
AUGGUAUUUUCCAAGGAGAUAAAAAUCGCCACGAUUCUACCAGCAAACGAUUCCAGGUUAUUCUCUAUCAGGAAUGUGGCGCCUGCCAUGGAGAUAGCCAUGGCAUUGGUGUCCAAAUCCCAUAGACUUUUGGACGGGUAUACGUUUAGCGUCAAAUACGAAGACUCCGAUUGCGAUAUUGCCGAGGGCAUCAAUAAAGCUAUUAAAUUCUACAUGCAAAAAGAAGUGAAUGCCUUCUUCGGGCCAGUCUGCGACUACGCCCUCGCUCCGGUAUCGCGACAGGCAAUUUUUUGGAAUAUCCCAGUUAUUUCGGCCGGAGGAAUGGCCAUGGACUUCACAACGUCAAAGCUGACGGAGUACCGUUCCUUGACGAGGGUGGGGAUGUUUAAUUUCGUGUCUCUCUGCCGAUUCUUCAUGAGUGUCAUGAAUCACUUCAAGUGGAAAACGUUUAAGAUUAUUUACGACAAACCUGGCCAAGACAGCAUCGUGACUGGUUUUUGUCAUUUGACCACUGCGUCAAUUCAUUAUUGCAUGCUAGCAGAGGCACCUGAGAUACAACAGUCGUUUUACCGCCUCGAUCAAGCUAACAGCAUCCACGAAAUGCUAAUAAAUCAAGUGGGAGUCUCAUCGGCGGGUGAGUAG